Macadamia integrifolia is the source of this 4417-nucleotide messenger RNA. Its product is annotated as ABC transporter C family member 3-like. Lineage: Eukaryota; Viridiplantae; Streptophyta; Magnoliopsida; Proteales; Proteaceae. Gene Ontology annotation, cellular component: vacuolar membrane; plant-type vacuole. The transcript is spliced from 10 exons. Gene Ontology annotation, molecular function: ATP hydrolysis activity; ATP binding; ABC-type transporter activity. The annotation marks the transcript as partial. Gene Ontology annotation, biological process: transmembrane transport. The record is from RefSeq and is a predicted model, not a curated record.
CUACAUGGUUUUUCUGCUUUGUCACACCUAAUUUUGUUAUUGAUUCUACUCAUGUGUUGGGCUUGCAAGAGACAAACAGUGUCCCCAAUUGAAAAUUCAAAACCAAUGUUGAAGAACACAUACUUGUUGUACUAUCGGUCAGCCUUUAUAUCUUGCAUGAGUCUGUCUUUUUGUGAUCUUCUCCUAUGCCUAUUAAACUUUCUCUUUACAUAUAGACACAAUUGGUCUGAUCUAAAGUUUGUUGCUCAACUUGAUUUUGCACUCAGAACACUCACUUGGUUUGUGAUCUCUGCUUACUUGCACAUCCAGUUUUCUCACUCAAGUGAGCAUAGGUUCCCCAUUCUUCUAAGGAUUUGGUGGACCUUCUACUUCCUAAUGUCUUGUUCCUUGCUUAUUAUACAUAUUGGUUUGUAUUGGAAACAUUCGUCCUUACCAUUCUUGCUAUGGAUCUCUGAUGUUGUAUCCAUUUUUGCUGGUUUGUUCUUUUGUUAUGUUGGUUUGUCUGGAAAUGGGCAAGAAGAUAAAGAUUCCGAUCUUUUGGAUCCACUUCUGACAAUUAGUUCCAAUCAAAACGAUGGUGAUAAGAAAAACAGAUCAAGUGUCAAUGGAGAGAUUGUCACUCCAUAUGCAAAUUCUAAUCUUUUUAGUAUUUUUACUUUUGCUUGGAUGGGCCCUUUGCUUGCACUUGGAAAGAAAAAAACAUUGGACCUUGAGGAUGUCCCUCAGCUUGCCAAUUGUGAUUGUGCCAGUGUAGUAUUUGAUUGUUUUAAGAAUAAUCUUGAAUCUGAUGAUAAUGGAAUUGAUGAUGGUGGUGAGGUAAGCACACUCAAACUGGUCAAGGCGUUGAUUUUCUCAAUAUGGAAAGAAAUUCUAUGGACAACUCUUUUUUCCAUUGUAUGUAUGUUGGCUUCUUAUGUUGGACCAUACCUUAUUGACGCCUUUGUUGAGUGUCUCAAUAGUCCUGACCAACUAAAGUACAAGGGCUAUUUGCUAGUGUUUAUUUUCUUUCUUUCAAAGCUCAUAAGGUUCCUGUCAGAGAGGCACUUGUUCUUUCAAUUGCGAAAGAUGUCAAUUAGGGUCCGUGUUGCCUUAUCUGCAAUAAUUUAUAAUAAGGUUCUCAGGCUUUCAAUCCAAUCAAAGCAGGGACACAAUAAUGGGGAGAACAUUAAUUUAAUGAGUGUUGAUGUUGAGAGGAUUGCCCUUUUCAGUUGGUAUUUGAAUGAUAUAUGGAGGGUGCCUACUGAGAUUGUUCUAGCAUUGUUGAUCUUAUACUUGAGACUUGGGCUUGCUUCACUUAUAGCAUUUUUUGCCACAAUAAUUUUGAUGUUAGCAAAUUUUCCACUAGGAAAACUACAGGGAAAAUUUCAAGAGGAAUUGAUGGAUUCAAAGGAUCGUAGAAUGAAGGUGACAUCUGAGGCUUUGAGGAAUAUGAGGACCCUCAAGCUCCAAGGCUGGGAGAUGAAGUUCUUGGCUAAGAUUAUUGAACUUAGAAACUCUGAAACAAAAUGGAUAAAGAAAUUACUUUAUACAUCAGCUAUGACUGCCUUUUUCUACUUGUCGGCUCCCAUGUUUGUAUCAGUAAUUACUUUUGGGUUCUGUGUACUUAUGGAAAUUCCUUUGGAUUCGGGGAAGAUUCUAACUGCACUUGCAAUAGUUGAGAUAUUGAAAUCACCCAUUUAUAAUCUCCCAGACACAAUAUCUAUGGUAGUUCAGACUAAAGUUUCCCUUGACAGGAUAGCCUCAUUCCUUCGUCUUGAUGAUCUUCAUCCGAGUACAGUACAAAAGCUUCCAAAAGAUGAUUCUGAGGUUGCAGUUGAGAUAAUCAAAGGGAAUUUCACUUGGGACCUUCAUUCCCCUAAUCUUACAUUGAAAGAUCUUAAUUUUCGGGUGUACCACGGUAUGCGAGUGGCUAUUUGUGGUUCUGUUGGGUCAGGUAAAUCAAGCCUACUUUUAUCCAUAUUGGGGGAAGUGUCAAAAGUAUCUGGAGCCGCUAAGUUGAACGGGACGAAGGCCUAUGUUUCACAAUCACCUUGGAUACAGAGUGGAAAGAUAGUAGACAAUAUAUUAUUUGGUAAGGAGAUGAACAAGGAAAGAUAUGAUAUGAUCCUUGAAGCAUGUUCAUUGAAGAAAGACCUAGAAUUGUUUGCCUAUGGGGAUCAGACUAUCAUAGGGGACAGGGGGAUCAAUCUAAGUGGUGGGCAAAAGCAAAGAAUCCAGAUUGCACGUGCUUUAUAUCAUGAUGCUGAUAUUUAUCUUCUAGAUGAUCCUUUUAGUGCUGUGGAUGCUCAGACAGGAAAUCAUCUAUUUAAGGAGUGUUUAUUGGGAAUUUUAAGUUCAAAAACAAUAAUUUAUGUUACUCACCAAGUUGAGUUUUUAACUUCUGCUGAUCUUAUCCUGGUUAUGAGAGAUGGAAGGAUUACUCAAAUAGGAAAGCACAAAGAUAUUCUUAGUUCAGGAACUGACUUUAUGGAAUUAGUAGGUGCACAUAAGAAAGCUUUGGCAGAUCUUAAUUCUGUCAAAUGUGAAGUUGCUUUGGAUAAUUUAAGUAAUAGUGAAGAAGAUGGUAAUAUGCUAUAUAAGGAGAUACAUAUACAAGAUGAUGAGGAAAAUGAACCAAAAAAUUACAAAGUAGAAAAAGUGGUUGGUCCAGAAGGACAGCUUGUUCAAGAAGAAAAGAGAGAAAAUGGUGGAGUUAGUCUUUCUACCUACUGGACGUAUAUUACUGCCGCAUAUAAUGGAGCUUUUGUACCAUUAAUAUUGCUAGCACAAGUUCUUUUUGAGCUUCUUUUAAUAGUUAGUAGUUAUUGGGUGGUGUUGUCUACUCCUAUUUCAAAGGAUGUGAAACCUCAUGUUAGAGGAUCUACUCUCAUCUGUGUUUAUGGUGCUUUGACCAUUGGAAGCUCUCUUUGUGCAGUUACAAGGUCUAUGCUCAUUGUAACAGUUGGAUACAAAACAGCUACUUUGCUCUUCAACAAAAUGCAUUUGUGCAUUUUUCGCUCUCCUAUGUCAUUUUUUGAUUCUACUCCAAGCGGAAGAAUUUUUAACCGGGCAUCCAUAGAUCAAAGUGCAAUUGAUACUUCUAUUCCACGUCAAAUUGAAGAACUCCUUAUCUCAGUCAUAGGAAUCCUAGGAAAUAGUGCAAUAAUGUCAUAUGUUGCAUGGCAAAUGUUAAUAAUUUUUAUGCCAAUGGUGUUGGCAUGCAUUUGGUAUCAGCAAUACUACAUAUCGACAUCACGAGAACUGUCUCGGAUGUUCGGGGUAUGCCAGGCGCCAAUUAUACAACAUUUUACUGAAUCUAGUUUAGGUUUAACCACAAUCAGGUGCUUCAACCAAGAAAAGAGAUUUAUGGACACUAACCUCAAGCUGGUGGAUGGGUAUUCUCGACCCAUAUUUCAUUUCUCAGGUGCAGUGGAGUGGGUUUUCUUUCGAAUGGAUAUGUUGGCAUCCAUCACAUAUGCCACUUUUUUAGUUUUCUUGAUCUCAGUGCCAAAUGAAGUAGUCAGUCCUGCUGCUGUGGGCUUAGCAGUCACAUUUGGGCUUGGUUUCAGUAUGCAAGGGGUCGUAUGGGAUCUUAGCAUUCUUGAGAAUAAAAUGAUAUCUGUUGAGAGAAUACUUCAAUACUCCUCUAUCCCUAGUGAACCCCUUCUAUUGAUAGAAGAAAAUAGACCAAAUCAUGAAUGGCCAUCACAAGGGCAAGUUGAUAUAGUUGAUCUGCAAGUCCGUUAUGCCCUACACCUUCCUCUUGUCUUACAAAACAUCACAUGCACUUUUCCUGGAGGGAUGAAAAUUGGCAUUGUUGGGAGAACUGGAAGUGGUAAAUCAACUCUUGUGCAAGCUCUCUUUCGCAUGCUUGAACCUGUAGUCGGUCAGAUUCGGAUUGAUGGUAUCAAUAUCUCUAAGAUUGGCCUCUAUGACUUGCGCUCAAAAUUGAGCAUCAUACCACAAGACCCAACAAUGUUUGAAGGGACUCUAAGAACCAAUCUUGACCCACUUGAAGAGUACACUGAUGAACAGAUAUGGGAGGCUUUAGACAAAUGCCAACUUGGUGACAAAGUUAGAAAGAAGGAAGGAAAGCUUAAUUCUGCAGUGACUGAGAAUGGAGAGAAUUGGAGCAUGGGUCAAAGGCAACUAGUCUGUUUAGGUCGGGUAAUACUCAAAAGGAGCAAAGUAUUAGUACUCGAUGAAGCUACAGCAGCAGUGGAUACUGCAACUGACUAUUUAAUUCAGCAAACACUUAGGCAACACUUCUCAGGGUCUACUAUCAUCACAAUCGCACAUAGGAUAACAUCAAUUCUUGACAUCGAUAGGGUCCUCCUCCUUGAUAAUGGCCGUGUACUAGAAUAUGAUUCCCCAACCAAAUUGUUAGAGAAUGAGUCCUCGUCAUUUACAAAGCUUCUUGGAGAGUAUAAUAGAAGAU